Messenger RNA from Heterocephalus glaber (naked mole-rat), 1132 nucleotides. The record is from RefSeq and is a predicted model, not a curated record. NCBI's taxonomy places the organism in Eukaryota, Metazoa, Chordata, Mammalia, Rodentia, Bathyergidae.
UGCCUCCUUUGAUAGUGGCCGCGGGGUCUGGGGAACGCUGCGUUUGCUGGGUGUUCGGGCUCUCGAAGUCGGCGAGGCCUUUUACUUUCCCAAGAGUGGCUGACAGAAGAAAUGCGAUGUGGUCUGAGGGACGAUAUGACUAUGAAAGGCUUCCAACAGAACAAGUACCUCCUCAGACUGAUCCCAUUACAGGCAGGUCUGCAGACGCCGUAGCAACGUCGCGAGUCGCGUGCAACGUGCCCAAUCAGCCCGCGCCCUGGCAGCAAUCCACUGGACACACACACACCCGCUCCUCUGUACAGCCACCUGGUUCCACGCUACAAAGACGCAGAGGACACCGGACCACCAGACCACUGUACUGGGAUGGCUACCAUGGGGUAGUUAAUAUUGUGCCAGAGAAGCCACCACUGCUGGACAGACCUGGUGAAGGAAGCUACAGUAAAUAUCACAGUCAUGUUGGCUACCAAGAGUAUGUUGAGGGUUGCAGUUUUUCUCAUGAUCGAAGAAGUGGUCUACCUCACAGAGGAGAUGAAUCUGGCUAUAGAUGGUCAAGAGAUGAUCAUUCUGCAAGCCGACAGACUGAUUACAGGUAAACAGAUAAAGUAAUAACAGAAGUACUUUAAUACUUCAACUCUCUGCGAUGUGUGCUUCCCUCAGGAUAUAGCUGAAAAUAUUAGGAUUUCAAAUUUUGAAAGGAAGCCAGGCAUAAUCACACAUGCUUGUCAACACUCAAGAGGCUAAGGUAGGAGGAUCACUGCAAGUUUGAGUCCUGCCUGGGGUACAUAAUGAGUUCAAGGUCAGCCUGAAUUGCAGAGUGAGACCCUUUCUCAAAAAAACAAAAUAAAUAAAUAAAGUUAAAUUUUGAAAACAGCAAGCAUUAUAUUCAUUUUGUGACUAUAAUAGAGUGGGUAAUUAAUAUUCUACAUAUUGUUGACAUUUUGUAAUUUAUAAUAAAAAUGCAUACUUUAAAAAUUUCAAUUAAUAUAUUCUUCAAGUUAGUAUUAUUAACAUGUCAUAUGACGUAUGAGGUUUAGGUGUGCUGAAUUACAAGUAAAGCAGUUCUUUCAGAAAUAGCCUUCUGGAAUACUUAUGUUAUUUUAUUUUAUUUUAUUUUAUCUUUUGGUACCGGGGA